UAGUACUAUUAAUGUCAUAAUUUUGUUUAUCGAAGUGUGAACGAAUUUGGAAUUUGUAAAGUUUAUUAAUAGAGAAAAUGUCAUAGAUAAUUUUAUAGUUAAUUAUUUACUUACGGUAUAAAAUAAAAUCUUCAAAUCUAAUAUGCAGUUUUUAGGUGUAUAGAAAUUAAUUAAUUGAUAAAAAAUGAGUAACAUUUAUAUUCAAGAGCCGCCAGCACUUGGCAAGGUCCUCUUGAAAACCUCAGCGGGUGAUAUUGAUAUUGAGCUGUGGACAAAGGAAACACCAAAGGCAUGUCGGAACUUCAUUCAGCUUUGUAUGGAGGGGUAUUACAAUGGUACGAUUUUCCACCGAGUGGUACCUGGUUUCAUAGUGCAAGGAGGUGACCCAAGUGGAGAUGGCACUGGAGGGGAGUCUGUAUAUGGAGACACAUUUAAAGAUGAGUUCCAUUCUCGACUCAGGUUUAACCGCAGAGGUUUGGUGGCGAUGGCUAACGCAGGCAAGGAUGACAAUGGUUCACAGUUUUUCUUCACCUUGGGGGCUACGCCGGAACUGCAAAACAAACAUACCAUUUUUGGAAAAGUUACAGGUGACACAAUAUACAACGUCUUGAAGCUAGCCGAGGGUCUGAUAGGCCCUGACGACAGACCGGAUCAUCCUCACAAAAUCAUCAGUACAGAAGUACUCAUAAACCCCUAUGAGGAUAUUGUGCCCAGAGUGCAAGAGAAGAUUGAAUCAGAAGAGAAACCCAAGAAGAAGAAAAAGGAGAAACAGGGUGUCAAGAACUUCGGCCUCCUCUCGUUUGGUGAGGAGGCGGAGGAAGACGAGGGAGAGGCGCAGGAGUUUAGAGGGAAGCCCAAGUCCACGCACGACCUUCUGGAGGAUCCCAAGUUGAGCAAGAAGACUGCUGCUGAGCUGGAACAAGAGCAGGAAGAAUCAUCAAAAGAAACGGAAAAAAAGAAGAUGGAAACAGAAGCGGCCGUCAGUAAUAUCAGAGAUAAGCUCAAGAAAAGAGAGAAAUCACCAGAAAUUAGUAAAAGUGAAGAUAACGAUAGUAAGAGAAGAAAGGAGAGCGAUUCCGAAGAAGAGUAUUAUUUAGGAAAAGAGAAGGACAUGGAAAGGCAGAAGGAAAGAGAUCGAAUAAGGAAAGAAAUAAAACAGCUUAGGAAAGAAAUGAAAGGCACCAAAGACGAAGAGCUCAAAGAGGAGAAGACUGAACAGAAGACUGAGAAGAAUUUGGAGGAAGACAACGAAAUGUACAAACAGUUUGUAGAAGAGCAGGAGAAAUAUAAGAAGAUGAAGGAGAAAAUACCUAAGAAAGGUGCAGCUAGAAGCAGACGAACGAAAUUUACAAAGAAACCCGUAAAAAAGAAAGCGUGGGCCAAGAAUUUGUACGAAAACCGAGACUAUCCGGACAAUUAUACCGAUUCCAAGUUCCUCGAAGAUUUAAGAAAAAAUUUGUACGUUGAAAAAGUGACUUUAAACGAAGCUGUGCACGGAUCAUUUCGCGUUGUACUACGAUUGUGCAUAUGUGUGCUGUACGCCAUCUUGUUUAUGUACAUGUACAAUAGAUGGGUUCACACGCACACUGUGAUAUAUUUGUCAAUAUCUGUUGCGUUUGUGUGUUAUUUCCUCUAUUUCGGUAUAGAGGGCGGUGAUUUGUUGGUGCAUUUCAAAAUAGUUCUUAUUUAUUUAGUGAUAGGGUAUAUAUUGUCACCGGUUUUGCACACUUUGACAGAUACGGUGAGCACAGAUACAAUAUACGCUUGGGCUGUCAUAAUGAUGGUGGUGCAUUUAAUGUUUUUCGAUUAUAACGUCCCCGCUGCGUUUGUAUCGAAAUCAUUAUCGAUAAACGCAGCGAUAUUUUCUUCUGUAUGUCUAGUUUCUCGAUUAUCGACACCGUUUGAUGCUUUUGUUCUAUUAACAAUAUCUGUUAAACUGUUCGUUUUAAGUCCCCAGUUAUUUCAAACUGUGUUACGUUCCAAUUUGUUUGUAAUGUUAUUCGUGAUAACGUUAUUGGUAACAGUUAUUUCUUUGUAUACGGUAUCGGGUGUUUGGUUGACGUACUUUGUUAUUUCCGUAUUGUUUUUGAGUGGUUAUUGCCCCGUCAUGUUCGUGAGGUGGCAGAAAUAUAAGGAUAACAUAUACGGCCCUUGGGACGAGGCUAUAAUUAAUAAUUCGGAUGAAUUCGACGAUUUCCCUUAAUAAUAGUUAUUUCGUUACGCUAGACAGACAUAUCAAAUUAUUUUCCGCGAGUGUAUGUAAGACAAAGGAAAAGCAUGUAUCUCACGCACGUAGCACAUAUAUAUGAGUCCAGUGGAGCGUUCCUCACCAUAAAUAAAUAAGCCGUUUAUUCCAUAUUUACAUUUACAUUUCUAAAUUACAUUUCAAAAGUUGUUAGUAGUUUGUUAGCAAGUUUUCUUAAAUUAUGUUAGUAAUAUUAGUUAGUAAGUUCUUAUUAAAUAUGGACCCCUGAAAGGGUAAAGGCCUCCUCCAUCUUCUUCCAGAACUCCCUGUCUUUGCCAGAUUUCAUCCAUUCGUUUCCGGCUAUCUGAAUGAUAUCAUCAGCCCACCGUCUAAUUGGUCUUCCUAUUUCUUUUUCCAAAUGGACCUUUCCAUCGUGUUGUUUCAAUAGUCUAUCUUUUGUCCACAUAUCUUGAGAUGUGGCCGGCCCAUUUCCAUUUAAGUGUGAGUGCAUGGAUAAGAGCAUCAGUCACUUUAGUUUUUUGUGUGAUGGUCACAUUCUUCACUUUAUGAAUUUUCCUAAUCUUCAACAUGCUUCUUUUCAUUGCUCUCUGAGUACAUUUAAUUUGUUGUUUUGCUUUGUUUGUAAAUAUCCAGGUCUGGCAACCGCAUAGUAAGCAUGGUAAAAGACACGAAUCGAAAACUACUUUUUUCAAGUGCAUGUCGUAAUUUUCUUUAAGGACUUCAUUCUGUGACCAAAAUUUUUUCCAAGUUAUGUUGAUUCUUCUUGUUAUUUCAUCUUCGUUAUUCAACUUGUUAAAUGAUAGCUGCUCCUCACCAUAUAAAUAAACAUUACAUUCAAAUUAUCCUACUAGCGACUAGCGGACGCCCGCGACUAGAACGAACAUACAGACAGGCAGACGAAAUUUUACUGAUUGCAUUUUGGCAUCAGUAUCGAUCACUAAUUACCCCCUGAUAGUUAUUUUGGAAAUAUAUUUCAUGUACUUAAUUGACCUCUCUACAGAUUUAUUAUAAGUAUAUAUUACCUCUGAGCUCACCGCCUCUUCGAACCGUGGGCCCUAUCGCCCUAUAAUUACGCCACUGAUGUGACAAUAACUAUAGUAUGUUAUAAAUUGUAUAUAGUAUAACAAUUAGUAUAAUUUCGUCCAAUAAACAAACACAUUUGCGUUAUAUCCGUGCGGUUAUUGCCCCGUCUGCGAGAUGGAACACAAAGAUGGGUCCCGCGGCCGUGGGACGGCUAUAAUUAACAAUUCCGACGAAUUUGAUGAUUUCACAUCAUUAAUAUUUCAUUUUAAUUUGCUAAAAGCGAAGAUAUUUUAACUUUGUAUAGAAUAGAGAUUUAAGGUCAAGAAAAUGUUAACCUUAGCGAACUGGCCUGCUGUCACAAACGUCCCAAUAAAAUGUUUAUUUGCAUGAAACAAUGACGAUCAUAGCUUAGAAUGUGCACCACUACAUACUCGUAUCUCAUGAUGUGAGAGUAGAUGAGAGCAACGAAAGAGCUCGUCGUUGUGAUGGGACCAACGAUAUUUUAUAUUAUAGACAUGUUACGCGCCUACAAAAUCACCGCAAAAAGAUGAUCCUUUUCCGAAAACUUAGCUACUCCACUGAGCGCACAUAUGCACUAUUUUGUGUCUAUUUACUUAUAUUUAUGUAGACAAUAUUUAGAUAUUAUUUGUUUAAAUAACUAAUAGCGACUAAAUUAAGACAUUUAUACACAUUUGUCGGCCUCAGCUUUGAUUCGCCAGUGCCCUAUCUCUAGUAUAAAAUAACGUUGGAUGGAACAAUGUCGCAGACGCAUCCUAGGCCUGCAGAAGAGGCAAAAUAUACCGUCUAUGAUUUAGGAGUUCCAUUCCAUUCUGUCUUGGGUCAUAACUCAUAUACUCAUAAGUAGGUACUCGAACAUACGAAAAUGCGACGAAUCUACGAGACCUGAAAAAUGGGCGUUUUUACCCGACUGUUUUUUGGUAGGUAUCGUAAUUUUCAUUCCGAAUCCUUAUGUUUUUCACAAUGAUACUAUGUAAGAAAUCAUUCACUAUGUAAGGUAUAUUAAAAAUAUUUAAUUGGUAGAUUUGUGUUUAAUUUUGUUCACAAAUAAAUCAACGCCAAAGUGGUUUUCUAGAUUCAAUGCCAUAACUUAGAUAUGUUAAAUGUAUUUAUAUUUUUAUUUUAUAAGCAAUUGUUGUACCUAUUAUAAUUUUGUGAAUAAUAAUUAUUUUAAGAUACAAUAUUCUAAGAGUUCCCAGAAUUGAGAAUAAAAAUUUUCGAUGCAUGAA
Bicyclus anynana (squinting bush brown) is the source of this 4476-nucleotide messenger RNA. RefSeq names its product spliceosome-associated protein CWC27 homolog. Bases 185 to 2203 code for a protein of 672 amino acids. Gene Ontology annotation, molecular function: peptidyl-prolyl cis-trans isomerase activity. The transcript is spliced from 9 exons. The record is from RefSeq and is a predicted model, not a curated record. NCBI's taxonomy places the organism in Eukaryota, Metazoa, Arthropoda, Insecta, Lepidoptera, Nymphalidae. Gene Ontology annotation, cellular component: membrane; catalytic step 2 spliceosome; glycosylphosphatidylinositol-N-acetylglucosaminyltransferase (GPI-GnT) complex. Gene Ontology annotation, biological process: protein peptidyl-prolyl isomerization; protein folding; GPI anchor biosynthetic process.